Nematolebias whitei (Rio pearlfish) is the source of this 561-nucleotide messenger RNA. It is a transcript of the gene asip2b, whose product is annotated as agouti signaling protein, nonagouti homolog (mouse) 2b. Gene Ontology annotation, cellular component: extracellular region. Gene Ontology annotation, biological process: adult feeding behavior; hormone-mediated signaling pathway; neuropeptide signaling pathway. Gene Ontology annotation, molecular function: type 1 melanocortin receptor binding; neuropeptide hormone activity. The record is from RefSeq and is a predicted model, not a curated record. NCBI's taxonomy places the organism in Eukaryota, Metazoa, Chordata, Actinopteri, Cyprinodontiformes, Rivulidae. The transcript has 3 exons. The coding region runs from base 135 to 500 and encodes 121 amino acids.
CUCACUGUCAGAGGCAGCCUGUACCCGACAGGACGUUGAUUUUUCACCCUCGCCCUACUUCAACAGCACUCGGUGCUCCGGGAUCUAAGGAUUUAAAGAUUGUUGGAGUGAAUUUAUUGUCAACAGGUUCCAUCAUGAUGAUGAUGAUGAGCAGGAAGAUGACCAGCAGACACUUGUUGUGCUUCCUGCUGCUCUUCUUCCAGCUCUCCUGGGCUGAGGACACAAAGAAACAUGAGAAGAAGACUGAGAACAUGACAUUUUGGAGCCAAGCGAAGACCAGACGACUGUUUGCGAGGCAAAAGAUUUCUCCACCAGAACAAGCACACGUUUUAAAACAAAAAUCAAACGUUAUGACCCCCGCACGACGCUGCGGCCGCCUGAUGGAGAGCUGCUCCUCACACGUGCCCUGCUGCGACCCCUGCGCCUCCUGUCGCUGUCGGCUCUUCAACACCAUCUGUCACUGCUGGAGGAUGAACCCUCUGUGUCUGAAGAGGACCUAAGAGUGCACACAGACGUGUAACACACAACUGAUGUACACAUAAAACCCUGCACACAAAGUGG